AUGAAGAGCUCCUGGAACUCUCUCUCCGGCUACUACGAUGAUGAGACACGCAACGCCCAUUCCCCCGUCUGGUCUUCCAGCUCCAGUGAGCCGGAGAUCUGGAUGUCCCAAGCUCCUUGCAUGAAAUGUUUACCGCGACGGUACGACGGCUAUGCCGGACCUCUUCCGGAGGCGGAAUGGUGCCUGGGUUGCCGAGAGGAAUGCGAUCGCAUACUCUGGAAAUGGUUUAGAGCAAGAGAAUGGGGGGAUCCCGUUCGUCUCAACCAGGCAUUUCUCCUGGGUCUGCCUAGCGGAACAACAUACAACACGAGUCGGCUUGAUGAAAAGGCUGAGCCUGAAAUCCGCCAGUUGGUGCGAUUACACGAUUAUGGCCUAGUCGCGGUAAGAUCACCGUCGGAGGGCUCUGGCGUGCGCGUUCGGAAAGAAGUUGGUGUGAGCCUCGACUAUGCUCAAAGAGCCUUUCUGGAGUUCCUCGUUACGCCCUCUCAUGGUUUGAUACCGAUUGAAAAGGUCAAGGGACUGCUCAACGCAAUUCUUUCCCAUAGGGAUAUUAAAGCUAUUACAUACUCAGUGCUUCACAGAUACCCUAGACCUGAUGAUCUCGCAGGGAACGACCCUCGGAAUGCAGUCCCAAUACUAGAGCUCCAUGGCUUUGGGCAAGAUGUCCUGUACUGGUCCCGUUCGACGUGGAAGGAAAAGGGGGAAAAGAAGCCGACGUUGAGAGGUUGCGCUGAGGCCGAAGCGGAGGUUGCCGAGUGGAGAGCCCAUACCGGGCAGGAUGUCGGCAGUCUUGAGCACCUCCCCCGCGUGUUCCCUUUAAACGCUGUUGAUGGUGCGGGAAAGCGCCAGUGGAUUCCUGCGGUCGCCAAAACGUGGCCAAUCAACGUCUCUAUGUGGGCGACGGAGUGGAAUGGUGGGUUGGAUCUCCAGAAGAUUGUUGAACAGCUGUGUCAGCACGUCGGUCUGCAAGCCCGGUUUUUGCAGAAUGCGGUGCCUGGAGAGACCCUGGAGAAUGAAGAGGAAUAA
Messenger RNA from Trematosphaeria pertusa, 1026 nucleotides. RefSeq lists its product as uncharacterized. The transcript has a single exon. The record is from RefSeq and is a predicted model, not a curated record. NCBI's taxonomy places the organism in Eukaryota, Fungi, Ascomycota, Dothideomycetes, Pleosporales, Trematosphaeriaceae. Bases 1 to 1026 code for a protein of 341 amino acids.